AUGCGUCGCUGUGCUACAAUCUCGACCAGUAUACUGGUUCUGGCGAUGACUGCCUGCCACGUACUCAGCCUUCCAAUGUUGAGCACACCAGGAUCAAGUGCAUAUGGUUCAAUCACCCAAGGCUCAGGUUCAGGUUCAGGCUCAGGCUCAGGUUCAGGCUCGCGCUCUCGCAGUCAGUCGACGAUCGGCGAGCAAGGUGCUGACCAUUUUGGAUUUUUGUCGCCUCAGCACGCGGACCAGUUCGACCCCUUUGCCGCAGGUGGUCUGUCAGAGUGGAACCACUUUCAGCCGGAUGACUUCGCUACCUUCUUCGGACAGAAUGAUCAUGAGCAGCCCUGGCAUCCUUGGUCUCCCUCUGCAGCGGGAAAUGCGCAACAAGAGGAUAGUUUGACUCGCCUUAUCCACACGCAUUCCUUUCCGUCACCAUCUCAUGGUUUGCCACAGACUCAAGAAUCUCAUAGCAUCAUGGAUGGCCCUAGAUUAGCGCCACCACCGAGCAGAGCGUCGACUGUAGACGUAGAGACACGAGGCUCGUUUGGACUUGGUCAGACUCAGACUCAGACCGAACACGGGGACUCUAGUCAAGCUGAUCAGGCUCCUCUGCCGCAUCCUGAGGAACAAGGAGCAAUUUGGCUGAAUCAGGUGCAUAAAGCUCAAGACGAGCUACCUUUAACGCUGGCUGAACGUAUCGCAAUCAAGGAGGCACGUAAAAUCGUAACCGAUCGCGACUUUUUCGAUACUCGAGACCGCUGGAUUGCGAAUCGCUGGUAUCCAUCGACCAUGCUCUUUAAUCCGCACACGCCGGACGAAAAUCGGCAAGAUUCAACGGCUGCGAGGCUGAACGAUCACAGACAAGGGCUACAUACACCUGCAGAUGCAAAGACAGGAAUGUCUCCGCUCACCAAAAAAAUGUUGGAAGAUGUUGAAGCUCUGGGUCCAUAUGCUCAGGACGGACACGGUACCGUCGUGGCCAACAGCAUGUGGAAACCUCCUGUAGAGGCGUAUACCACUCUCCAGAAGAUUGUUUCCAGCUUCCGUCUUCCCAGACGUUCGGGAUACCUCAAACCUCGCUUGCAAGGUACCAGGAAAUUCGAUGGUGCCAUCAACAGAGCUGUUUCGGAAGUACGCUACGCAGCUAUGCCGAAUCUGGCGGAGAGAUUGUCGCUUGUUCGUCUCUCGGGCCAGAGGCUGAUGGCGAAUAAGUCGACUUGGGCAAGGAUGGGCUUGCGAAUGGUUUUCGCGCAGACAUCCAACGUAGGAUAUGCUCUGGUGGAUGCACAGCUGCUCAAAGGCUUCUUUCCUGGCCUGUUGGAUCAUGAUCGACACCUGUUGACAGACGGCAGCAUCGCCUGGAUUGAGGUCGAAAAGUCAGGAAAACAAUAUGUCUACAGAUUGUAUUCGGUGCUCGAUCCUAGCACCAUCGAUUUGUUAAAAGGCUAA
This is a messenger RNA of Mycosarcoma maydis (corn smut), 1440 nucleotides long. RefSeq lists its product as uncharacterized. The record is from RefSeq and is a predicted model, not a curated record. NCBI's taxonomy places the organism in Eukaryota, Fungi, Basidiomycota, Ustilaginomycetes, Ustilaginales. The transcript has a single exon. The coding region runs from base 1 to 1440 and encodes 479 amino acids.